AUGGAUUGGGGCACUGAGCUGUGGGAUCAGUUCGAGGUGCUCGAGCGCCACACGCAGUGGGGGCUGGACCUGUUGGACAGAUACGUAAAGUUCGUGAAAGAACGUACCGAAGUGGAACAGGCUUACGCCAAACAACUGCGGAGCCUGGUGAAAAAAUAUCUGCCCAAGAGACCUGCCAAGGAUGAUCCCGAGUCCAAAUUCAGCCAGCAACAGUCCUUCGUACAGAUUCUCCAGGAGGUGAAUGACUUUGCAGGCCAGAGGGAGUUGGUGGCCGAGAACCUCAGUGUCCGUGUGUGUCUUGAGCUGACCAAGUACUCACAAGAGAUGAAACAGGAGAGGAAGAUGCACUUCCAAGAAGGGCGGCGGGCCCAGCAGCAGCUGGAAAACGGCUUCAAACAGCUGGAGAAUAGUAAGCGUAAAUUUGAGCGGGACUGCCGGGAGGCAGAGAAGGCAGCCCAGACUGCUGAACGGCUAGACCAGGAUAUCAACGCCACCAAGGCUGACGUGGAGAAGGCCAAGCAGCAAGCCCACCUUCGGAGUCAUAUGGCCGAAGAAAGCAAAAACGAAUAUGCAGCUCAACUGCAGCGCUUCAACCGAGACCAAGCCCACUUCUAUUUUUCACAGAUGCCCCAGAUAUUCGAUAAGCUCCAAGACAUGGAUGAACGCAGGGCCACCCGCCUGGGUGCCGGGUAUGGGCUCCUGUCGGAGGCCGAGCUGGAGGUGGUGCCCAUCAUUGCCAAGUGCUUGGAGGGCAUGAAGGUGGCUGCAAAUGCUGUGGAUCCCAAGAACGACUCCCAAGUCCUUAUAGAGCUGCACAAGUCAGGUUUUGCCCGCCCGGGCGACGUGGAAUUCGAGGACUUCAGCCAGCCCAUGAACCGUGCACCCUCGGACAGCAGUCUGGGCACCCCCUCGGAAGGACGUCCGGAGCUCCGAGGCCCAGGCCGCAUCCGCACCAAGCGCUGGCCCUUUGGCAAGAAGAACAAGCCCCAGCCGCCUGAACAUGUGUAUAACCUCUCCCCCCUGGGGGGUCCCGUACCCUCGGCAUUGCCUAACGGACCCCCGUCCCCCCGCUCCGGCCGUGACCCCUUGGCCAUACUGAGCGAGAUCAGUAAGUCGGUCAAACCGAGGCUAGCAUCCUUCCGCAGCCUUCGAGGCAGCCGUGGGACAGUGGUGACCGAGGAUUUUAGCCAUUUGCCCCCAGAGCAGCAGCGAAAGCGGCUUCAACAGCAGUUAGAAGAACGCAGUCGUGAACUUCAGAAGGAGGUUGACCAGAGGGAACCUCUGAGUCCAGAGUGGGCUGACCCCAGAGCUCUGCCCUGGAACGAUUUUGCCGCCCCCUCCUCCCAGGCGUGGCUGGCAGAAGCUGAAAGUCGAGUCCUUAGCAACCGGGGAGACAGCCUGAGCCGGCACGCCCGGCCUCCCGACCCCCCUGCUAGCGCCCCACCAGACAGCAGCAGCAACGGCGGAUCACAGGACACCAAGGAGAGCUCUGAAGAGCCUCCCUCAGAAGAGAGCCAGGAUACCCCCAUUUACACGGAGUUUGAUGAGGAUUUCGAGGAGGAACCCACAUCGCCCAUAGGUCACUGUGUGGCCAUCUACCACUUUGAAGGGUCCAGUGAGGGCACCAUCUCUAUGGCCGAGGGUGAAGACCUCAGUCUUAUGGAAGAAGACAAAGGGGACGGCUGGACCCGGGUCAGGCGGAAAGAGGGAGGCGAGGGCUACGUGCCCACCUCCUACCUGCGAGUCACACUCAAUUGAACCCUGCCAGAGGCGGGAAGACGGGGGGCUGUCGGCUGCUGCUUCUGGGCCACGGGGGGCCCCAGGACCUAUGCACUUUAUUUCUGACCCCGUGGCUUCGGCUGAGACCUGUGUAACCUGCUGCCCCCUCCAUCCCCAACCCAAUUCCACCUGUCACUCCGGACGGACCCGCUGUGCCUUCUACCAUCGUUCCACCAUUGAUGUACAUACUCAUGUUUUACAUCUUUUCUUCCUGCCGCUCGGCUCCGGCCAUUUUGUUUUAUACAAAAAUGGAAAAAAAAAAAAAAAAAAAGAAAAUUACAUAAAGUUCCU
This is a messenger RNA of Mandrillus leucophaeus (drill), 2070 nucleotides long. It is a transcript of the gene TRIP10, whose product is annotated as thyroid hormone receptor interactor 10. NCBI's taxonomy places the organism in Eukaryota, Metazoa, Chordata, Mammalia, Primates, Cercopithecidae. Gene Ontology annotation, molecular function: protein binding. The record is from RefSeq and is a predicted model, not a curated record. The transcript is spliced from 15 exons. Bases 1 to 1758 code for a protein of 585 amino acids.